Molecule: messenger RNA, 979 nt
Organism: Panicum virgatum (switchgrass)
Lineage: Eukaryota; Viridiplantae; Streptophyta; Magnoliopsida; Poales; Poaceae
Exons: 9
Coding region: 37-912 (291 amino acids)
Source: RefSeq, a predicted model, not a curated record
CCCGCUCCACCGCCGCGUCGGCAAGCCGAGUUCGAGAUGGGAAAAGCUACUGCGUCGCCGCGGAAGCCGCCGCCAGAGAUGCCAAAGGAGCGUAAGGUGCUGGUGCCGCCGCUCUUCGGCUACCCUCCCAUCGCAGCGCGCACCAGGAUGUCGGUGCCGGCAUAUGAAGUAAUGUUUGGAAAGCUCUCACUGCAAAACCUGUUCGAAGACUAUUUCGAUCAAGCUGGGAAUAUGACCUCGAGGAUCAUGCUGAAGGCCCUGGAAGAAGGCCCUCAUGUUGAUCUGAUUGCUAAGGUAUCUUCACAAGCUGAUAAAAAAUGUGGAAGAGCAAAGGCGGAUGCUCUAUUCCACUGGCAAAAAGAAUCAGAUGAUCCCCAUACCUUUGUGGACCUUCUUGUGUCGACUUCAAAUCCUAUGUGGCAGCUGCGGUCUUCUGCGUACUAUCCUGAGUAUGGCAUUGGUGCAUUUGGAACAUUGCCUUUACUAAUGGGAAACAGGGUGCGUUCAGAAGAUUCUGGAGUCAUGGGUUUAAGAUAUGGUUCGGAGAAUCUAUCACUUGGGGCAUCUUUUGUGCCAUUUCCUUUAUCUGGUGAGGUACCAUAUGGAGCAUGGUUGGUUGGGAGAAAAGGGAAUUUAAGUGCAGGAGUUCAAUACAAACCACUUAGUGGAAACAAAAAUCCUAUGCCAUUCACAGAUCCGGAGAACUGGAAUUGUGCAAUCAGCUAUAGUGUCGGGUCAACUAGCCCACUCAGCCCUUUAUCCACUUUUACCCUAGAGCUUGCUAGAAGUACACAGGUUUACCUCUUGGCACAACUAAACCCAGAAAUGACGACUAUAUGCCUCUCAUGGAUAGAACUGAAAAAAGACUCACUUCAAGAAGCACAACAUUUGCAAAAAUUAAUUAGUCGCUGAUGGUGUUGGAUAAAGAAAAUUUUUAUAUUCGACUACUGUUUCCUUCCCUAAGUAUUUUAUAUCUAAC